This is a messenger RNA of Naegleria fowleri, 2526 nucleotides long. RefSeq lists its product as uncharacterized. Bases 1 to 2526 code for a protein of 841 amino acids. The transcript has a single exon. Gene Ontology annotation, molecular function: DNA-binding transcription factor activity, RNA polymerase II-specific; zinc ion binding. NCBI's taxonomy places the organism in Eukaryota, Heterolobosea, Eutetramitea, Acrasida, Naegleriidae. Gene Ontology annotation, biological process: regulation of DNA-templated transcription. The record is from RefSeq and is a predicted model, not a curated record.
AUGAUAACGUCGUCCAAAGCUUCAACGCUAUCAUCGUCUCCUGUUGCCGUAGUAGUCAAUAGUGUCAAUUCAGUCACACCGCAUCAUCAACAAUUUCUUGUGCAAUUACAGCAACAGCUGCAAGAAAGAAACAUUUCCUUUGUUUCCCUUCUUCAGAAUUAUUCGAGCACUGCCAGCAAUCAUCUUUUGAAUUCAUCCUCGAGAAUGAUGCCGUCCCAUCACGAUGCUCAUUUCGCAUCCAUCACAACCACAAUAACCAACACAGCUACAACAUCUCAAGAAGAUUUUGGCGUAUUUCAACAUUUGCAUAUUCCUUAUUCAUUUAUGGAACAAUCAACCGCAUCAGGAGAUAACAACAACAAUGCAUCUGAGAUGACGAUCCUCACACCUGUAGCCGCUUCAUCCAUGAAUAACAACCAUCUAAAGGGUGGCAAUAACCAACCUAAUUUCGAGGAGACAAACAUCUUUUCAGAUUAUUCGGCCGCUGAGUUGCGGAAUAAUCAUAAUGGACACAGCAACAACAAUCUCAUGAUGGACAAGCACGCGCUACAACAUCACAUUAAUCAAAACACCACCACCAACGUCUUUCAAAAAGAGUCUCUACGACCUCCACAAGUACUUCAACAACCACAACCACAACAUCAACAUCAACAACCUCACCCCCAACAACAAACAAUGGAUUUUUCUAUGUGGUAUCCCUUAAAUGGAGUAGAUGGUGUGUUUCCUGUUGAUAACGUUGAUCACCUUGUUUCCUUUUUAAAAGGAGAAGGGUUCAACAAUAACAAUUUGGAUUUGCUACAAGGCAACCAUAUCACACAGUGUUCAAACGACAAAUCAUUCCGUCACAUGCUUGGUGAAUCUUCGGCCACAUGUGACGAUGCAUCAAUAGCAGUAGUCCACAUGCAUGAGACAUGUAACAAUGGGCAUCCUGCAGAGGAAAACAACAGUGCAUUUACGCCACACUUUGCCUUCAAGAAACAAAAGAGAAAACAAAGCACUUCACCAUCCUCGUCAUCAUCUUCGAGUCAUUCGAACGAUGAGGACCAACAUUUGCAACAUUCAGAUCUGAUCCUUGAUGAAGAGGAUCCAUGCAAUCAAGACAAUGAUCGUCAUUCGCCAACCACAAAUUGCGUCUCUCGCAACAAAUCAAACAACCAUCAAACAAUUGAUGCAAAGCCUUAUCCCAAUGGAAGAAAACGAGCAUCGAAAGCUUGUUUUGAAUGCCAAAAACGCCACACCAGAUGUGGAUUUGAGAGACCUUGUACGAGAUGUACUAAACUGGGAUUGAAUUGUGUGGAAGUGGUGUCAAUGAAGAAGAGAGGAAGAUCCACAACUAAUAGCAAAAGUAAGAAAUUUUCUGGAGAGGAGGAGACUGUGGAUCUUUCACCUUCUCAAAAGAAGGAAAAGAAAGCUUCAAACCUUUCGCCAUCAUCUUCAUCUUCACCGGAAAACGAAAACUCUCACGAAAAUCAAAGACCAGAAGGUGAAUGCCAACAAACGAAAGGUGACGACGAACCUUCUCUCAUCGAUUCAUCUUCAGCCAAUUUUCAACUUCCUCACCCUUCGGAAGAAUCACAAACAAUCAACAACCAGGGAACCAAAAAGAAAACACGAUCUUCAUCCAAGAGGAAAUCCAAGAAGGAUCCAGAUUCACAAACCAAUUCAAAAUCCUCUAGUUCUUCAUCAUUGACAGGAGUAGGCACAACAUCAACAACCAACAAAUCAAACACUAUGUCUCCUAGUUCCAAUCAUCCAACGCCGACCUCAACCACUAGUGUUGCUCAGGAUCUUAACAAAUUAUCAAAUCCAUCCUCUUCUCAGCUGCACCAAAUGACAGCCCCUCAACAACACAAAUUGCUGCCCCAAGUGUCGUCUUCAUCUUCCUUUGUAAUGAAUCGUAUUCCUUCAAAUGUAUCCUCUAUUUCUUCAUCCUCAACAUCAUCCUCUCUUUCGCCGAUUCAUUACACAAAUCCAACUGUUGCUACAGCAGGUUACGGUACUCUACCUCAGAACUAUUCCAUUUCGUACGCUCAACAAGUUCCUUCAACAGCAGCAGGAAAAGAGCAAAUGGGAGUGAUCAUCACGGGACCUAAUUUUCCCAUCGUACAGAGCGUUAGUGAAGGCUUACGGGACCGAUUGGGCUACCUGAGUGGUACUACUACCACUCCAAUUACCUCUCUUUCUCAAAUUUUCAAUAUGGAUUUCCUCAAUUCGGAAAUCAUUCAACUCCAUCAAGACAUUAAGGCAAGAGAAAGCAUCCUACAAAUGCCUGGAGGUGCUGAUCUACUUCGGAAAACCAAUCUCAAAGUUCAAAAGGAGGGCACGGCUCUAGUGAGAACUGCCCACACGGGUCUAGAGUCGAUGAAAUUUAAAAUCUUUUACGUGUUCCGAGAGGAUCAACCUGCUCUUCUGGAAUCGGCCUAUGCAAAUGCGAAGAAUGUCGAAAAUCUCACUACAACUUCAUUCUUGAGUGAACACGGACAACAUGUUGUUCGACAUGAACCCCAAAUGAAGUGCCACUUGUGA